CUCCCCCCCGCCCCCCGCCCCUCGAACUCUUCUCGGCCCCUCCUUCUGCUCUCCUCCACGCUCUCUGUCACCAUGAUCAUCUACAAGGACUCCCUCACCGGCGACGAGAUCAUCUCCGACUCGUACAACCUCAAGGAGAUCGACGGCGUUGCCUACGAGGCCGACUGCAAGAAGAUCACCGUCGGCGCCGACAACAUUGACAUUGGCGCCAACCCGUCCGCCGAGGAGGGCGAUGAGGGCACCGACGACCAGGCCCAGACCGUCAUCGACGUUGUCCACUCCUUCCGCCUGAACGAGACCUCCUUCGACAAGAAGUCGUACCUCACCCAUCUCAAGGGCUACAUGAAGGCCGUCAAGAGCAAGCUCAAGGAGAAGGGCGCAAGCGAUGACGAGGUUACUGCAUUCGAGAAGGGUGCUUCGGCCUUUGCCAAGAAGAUUGUCGCCAACUUCAAGGACUACGAGUUCCUGAUCGGCGAGUCCAUGGAUCCCGAUGGCAUGGUUGUCCUUCUCAACUACCGCGAGGAUGGUGUCACUCCCUUCGUCACUGUGUGGAAGCACGGGUUGGACGAGAUGAAGGUCUAAGUGGAUAGGCCGCAGGCGUGGCCGCGGAGGAGGGUUGAGCCGGGUUUAGGAUAUGUGACCAUCUAUUGCAUGCACGGGAUAUCCGCCAUAGUGCUGAAAAGCGAUUAUGAAUCUACGGGGUUCGCCUACCGCUUUAUUUGCAACGUCAUGUCUUCCGUGGACCUCAAGCUCCCAAGUGCGGAGCAUGUCCAAUACCAACCUCGUUCCAGGGGGCAUUCUUGAUUCCCAGUCUAUGUUGGUGGCCUCGGGAUGCGCAC
This is a messenger RNA of Trematosphaeria pertusa, 839 nucleotides long. Its product is annotated as microtubule/calcium-binding protein. Gene Ontology annotation, molecular function: calcium ion binding. Lineage: Eukaryota; Fungi; Ascomycota; Dothideomycetes; Pleosporales; Trematosphaeriaceae. Bases 73 to 582 code for a protein of 169 amino acids. The transcript has 5 exons. The record is from RefSeq and is a predicted model, not a curated record. Gene Ontology annotation, cellular component: cytoplasm.